Messenger RNA from Epinephelus fuscoguttatus (brown-marbled grouper), 1854 nucleotides. It is a transcript of the gene med4, whose product is annotated as mediator complex subunit 4. The record is from RefSeq and is a predicted model, not a curated record. Gene Ontology annotation, biological process: regulation of transcription by RNA polymerase II. The transcript is spliced from 7 exons. Bases 30 to 791 code for a protein of 253 amino acids. Gene Ontology annotation, molecular function: transcription coregulator activity. NCBI's taxonomy places the organism in Eukaryota, Metazoa, Chordata, Actinopteri, Perciformes, Serranidae. Gene Ontology annotation, cellular component: mediator complex; core mediator complex.
GUUCUGCGCAGCAGCGACGUGAGCCAACCAUGGCGGCGAUGGCGGAGAAAUCAACGAAAGAGCGGCUGCUGUCUGUGUUGGAUGAUUUGGAGGUCUUGUCUCGGGAGCUGAUCGAGAUGUUGGCUCUGUCCAGGGGUCAGAAACUACCGCAGCCGGGAGAGGACACACAGAUCCUGGAGCUGCUGGUGCAGAGGGACAGAGAGUUUCAGGAGCUGAUGGAGGUGGCUCAGCAGCAGGGGAAGGUGCACCAGGAGAUGCAGCUGCUGGAGAAGGAGGUGGAGAAGAGAGACAGCGACAUCCAGCAGCUGCAGAAACAGCUGAAGGAGGCUGAACACAUCCUGGCCACGGCAGUUUACCAGGCGAAGGAGAAACUCAAAUCCAUUGACAAAGCAAGGAAAGGAAGCAUCUCAUCAGAGGAAAUCAUCAAGUACGCUCACAGAAUCAGUGCCAGCAACGCCGUGUGUGCGCCGCUUAACUGGGUACCAGGUGAUCCCCGCAGACCCUACCCCACUGACCUGGAAAUGCGCAGUGGGAUGCUGGGUCACAUGGCCAACCUGCCAACCAAUGGUGUGAACGGACAUCUGCCAGGUGACGCUUUGGCUGCUGGGAGGCUCCCAGACGUCUUGACACCUCACUACCCCUGGCAGUCCUCAGACGUCUCAGUGGGGAUGCUGCCUCCUCACCAUGGCAACGACUUCGGCCUGGAGCCUCCGGGUCACAACAAGGAGAACGAGGACGACGUGGAGGCCAUGUCGACAGAUUCGUCCAGCAGCAGCAGCGACUCUGACUGAAAGACAGAGACUCAGACUGUGUGUGUGUGUGUGUGUGUGUGUGUGUGUGUGUGAGUGAGAGAGAGGUCACCACUGAGCAACAUCAGAUCAAACAGGACUCGUACACACACCCGUUUUCUUAUUUUUCAGUGUCACGUUCCCUCCAUUUUUAUCUGCUUAUCUGAAGCAGAGUUGUGGGGGCAGCAAGCUGAGCAAAGUAUUCCAGACGUCCCUCUCCCCAGCAGCUUUCCAGCUCCUCCUGGGGGAUCCUGAGGUGUUCCCAGGCCAGACGAGAUACUUAAUCCCCACAGUAUGUUCUGGGUCUGCCUGGGGGCCUCCCACCAGUUGGACGUGCCCGGAACAUCUCUAACAGGCUCUUGUCAUGUUGUUUAAAUGAGUCAGUUGUUUACAAGCCUGCCUGUUUCCUCAGAGAUAUUCUGGGUUGUAUUUCAUAUUUUAAUCUGCAGUUUGUGCGUCUUUAAAGAGUCAGAGAGCUGCUGCUCCAGAGGAAACAGAGCCAAAGCUUUAGAGUUUCUACUGACAACAUGGAGGAAGGAGUGAAGGAGUGUAUCAGGGUUUUCAGCCAGUUCUUAGAGGGAUCCAGCUUUUUUUUUUUUUUUUUUAAACGGAUUAGUUCGACAUUUUGCAAAUAUUCACUGUCUUGCUGAGAGAUAAUGAGAGUGUGUAUACCACUAACUAUUCCGUAAACAGCCUGUAUUUGCACCAGUUUGAGAGUUUAAACAAACUGUAUGUCCUUUGUUUGCAGUUUAAACAAACUGUACGCAAAUAACAACAAAAUAAACAAAACUAACAAAGACAAACUCAUAUUCCAGGCUUCUACAUGAAGAUGUAAUUAAUGUAAUAUCUUCGGAAGAGAAACCAAACCUCACGCUCUGACUUGUCUUGCUCUUUGGUGACCCAUAUUUGAAACUAUCAGUGUGACUCGUUGUUGUUGGUUGUAGCAGAAUUUCCACAUGUAGUUUGAAAUGUUAAAUAACAACACCGACAAGUGCUGUUAAUUUACCUCUGUGUAAAUAAGCUUGUACAUACUCAGCCCUGUAAAUAAACACUCUUUGAAUAGAAA